AUGUCAGAUAAUAAUGAAGUUGUAACUGUUGAAGAGAUAAAGAAUGGAUUCAAAACAAUUCAGAAUAAUAUUUGUAGCUAUUUAGUAGAGCAUACGAAACAAGAGUAUUUGGAGGAUCUUUGGGACUAUCAUAAGGGUACGGGUGGUGGAAUCACUCGUGUCUGGGAAGGCGAGAAUCCAGAGGGUUUCUUUGGUGCUCCAGAUGCCGGUCGUCGUUACGAUGUCUUGGAGAAAGGCGGUGUCAAUUUCAGUUGCAUCGAAGGUGACAAUCUGCCAUCGGCCGCCGCCACCCAGUUCAACAUCGCACCGACCACACCGUACGUCGCCACCGGUGUCAGCUUGGUGCUGCACUCGUACAGUCCACGCGUGCCAACCAUCCACAUGAACGUCAGAUACUUCCAGGCCGGUGCAACCUGGUGGUUCGGCGGUGGAAUCGACGUCACUCCCGUCUACCCGAACCUCGACCAGGUCGUAGCGUAUCACCGCGGCCUCAAAGCUGUUUGCGACCAAUUCGGCUGCGACGAACAAGGCACCACCUACGCCAAGGGCAAAGCAGAGUGUGACAGCUACUUCCACUUGAAGCACCGCAAUGAAACGCGUGGUGUCGGUGGUCUCUUCUACGACCACAUCAGAGGCGAUAGCAGCGAGGCGGCCAAGCGCAAGGCAUGGCGUUUCAUCGAGGCACUCGGACUGGCAUUCGUCAGUCUCUACAGACCGUUCUUGGAAGAGAACAUCUCACUUCCCUAUACAUUGGCACAACGUGAAUUCCAACUGUAUCGUCGUUCUCGUUACGUUGAAUUCAAUCUUCUCUUUGACCGUGGUACCAAAUUCGGUAUCCAAUCGGAAGGUCGUAUCGAAUCGAUCUUCAUGUCACUGCCAGCCGUCGCCAAAUGGAAAUACAACUACAAACCACAACCCAACACACCAGAAUCAGAACUCACAGAUUUCUUUUUGAAACCACAAGAUUGGUUAUCACUCAAUCAAUAA
This is a messenger RNA of Heterostelium album PN500, 987 nucleotides long. RefSeq names its product coproporphyrinogen III oxidase (gene hemF). NCBI's taxonomy places the organism in Eukaryota, Evosea, Eumycetozoa, Acytosteliales, Acytosteliaceae. Bases 1 to 987 code for a protein of 328 amino acids. Gene Ontology annotation, cellular component: cytoplasm; mitochondrial intermembrane space. The record is from RefSeq and is a predicted model, not a curated record. Gene Ontology annotation, molecular function: coproporphyrinogen oxidase activity. The transcript has a single exon.